Messenger RNA from Drosophila teissieri, 693 nucleotides. RefSeq lists its product as uncharacterized. The transcript has a single exon. The record is from RefSeq and is a predicted model, not a curated record. The coding region runs from base 1 to 693 and encodes 230 amino acids. NCBI's taxonomy places the organism in Eukaryota, Metazoa, Arthropoda, Insecta, Diptera, Drosophilidae.
AUGCCCGAAAAGAGGCUAAAAGUCAGUGAGGCGACCAAACGAUACUUGAUCGUGGCAAUCAUUGACAGAAGCGAUGAAGCCGGCAAUAUGACCGAGCCGCGGUGGAAGUUGGUGCAUGCGCGACUCGUUGAGUCAUUGUUUGCACGGAUGGAGGAAGCUCCUGAGGCCCCCAUGCACACAUUUGAUGGUGCCGGGUGGCUGAACAGGGUCAAAAUCCUGAAGUGCAUGGAUGACCCGACGAGAAAGUGGCUGACGCAAACGGUCUGCCAACUGGAGGCGUUGUGGGAGGGGGCCCAGCUGGAGGUGGUGGACAGGGAGCUAAUCCCGUCCAUUCCUAAGGCGAAGGUCUUCUUUCCCAUCGCAAUCCAAGGGGACCGGGCGCUGAAACUGCUGCAGCGACAGUAUCCGGAUAUACCAACCGCGGACUGGAAGGUUCUGCACCUUGCGAACCCAUCACCCAAGGAGGGGGACCAAAGUGCAGUCCUCCAGAUAAAUAAAGAGGCGGAGGACAUUCUCUAUCCGAGGUACGGGAAGAUGGCGUGGGGCAUGGGGAGCGUGUACCUGCGCCUCAAAAAACGCCAUCCCGGGGAUAAGGAUGCUCACACCCUGAAGGCAGGCGAGGUGGAGAAGGACCUACGUCUGGAAACCAUCGCGGAAGCCGCCCGGGGACUUCCGCUGGACGAGGUGACCUGA